Caenorhabditis briggsae is the source of this 1914-nucleotide messenger RNA. Gene Ontology annotation, cellular component: membrane. NCBI's taxonomy places the organism in Eukaryota, Metazoa, Nematoda, Chromadorea, Rhabditida, Rhabditidae. The coding region runs from base 1 to 1914 and encodes 637 amino acids. The transcript is spliced from 7 exons. The record is from RefSeq and is a predicted model, not a curated record.
AUGACAGCGGAUUCGCUCCGUGAGCGAUUUCGGAACCAUAAUGCAGAUUCGUCGUUACUGAACACAUCAGCUGCAUCGAACCGGUCAGCAUUUGAAGACAAAAUGUCUCCAGUUUGCACUUCUCGAUAUAUCAACAAUAAUCAGAGGAUCGAGUUCAUGAGAGUUAACACAUUGGAGACUAGAAUCAAAUGGCACAUUGUGCUUCUCACAAUCUUCAGCAUCGACCACUUUGUUUUCAACUCAUCAAUCACAUCAUUCAUACUACUUUUUGGAUUCUUCCCGGCAGCUGUGUACUCCACUGUAUCGUCUCUCGUGAUCAUUUAUUCGCUGAUUAUGAUCGGUUCCUGCACAUUUGAAAUCAAAUUUCCCAAUGCUGUUAAAAAUCUGUUCCAGUCCAAGUCACCAGUUAAGAAAGUUCCUACACAGUGCACUCCAUCGGCAAACGAUAGCCAACAUCUUGUGAAUACCAGUGUCAACAGCAACGAUCUCUCCUGGGUAGAUGCCCAUCGAUUUGGAACUCCUUUGUUCAAAUCUAGUCAGCUCAAGCAGUCACCAUCACCUGUCAAAACAUCGUUCCACAUGAAUACAUCUGUAUCUGACGCGUCUGGCAUUUUUGAGGAUAGCAAGGGAGGAUGGAAGAGUCCAGCUGCGUAUUCAAAACCAACUGAUACGAUUCAUACCAGAAAGCAGCUGGAUGUCCUGUUGAAAUCUAACAAGAACGAUGCACCAAUUGAUCUGAAUGCGUCACAAGCUUUCUCCUCGAUUUGGACUGUUUUUGAUUUGGGAAGGAACGGACAGAACAAUGGGAAUAACACGUGGCAAUUGUCGGAAGAAAUUGCAGAAGAUCAAUCGACUGCGAACACAUCUUAUCGUAUGAAAAUCGGCAAAAACGGAAGAACAGAAGUUAAAAUGGUGAGACGUGGCAAAGACGGAGAGAUUGAAGAAGAGGAUGAAGAUGAGUUGAAUCGUUUGCACAAAAUAAUGAAUACAGCAAAGAACACCCCGGAUAACAAGACUGGAAUUCUCAAAAGAUCAAAUUCGAUGGAUCGUUCAGGCGUCCGUAGCCGUCGUAGAUCCCACGGAUCUCCGGAAAGAACAUCUGGAUCUGAGAAUGAGAUGAGAUACCGAACUGGAGAGUUGUUGACUGAGGAGCAACAGAAAAGAGCGGAAUUCCUUACACGUGCCUGGAUUCGUAAUACUGUGAUUCUUCCGUUGGCUCAACACAUCGACAAAGUUAACAAACUUCUUGACAAGGAGCAUGCGAAUCCUCCACUUCGUAUCGGUUCUUCUUCAGUUGAUACGUUGAAACUAGCAGCAAUGGAACGAGAUGCUUUGAAGUCGUCGGAUCUUCCAUUCCUCCUUCCAUUCCUCAGUGUUCAUCCAAACCAAAAAUACUUGGUUAGCCGUAUCAAAGAGUUGAGCGUAUCACAAUUCAUGGACGUCUACAAAUGGGAUUCUGGAGGCACGGAACCAUCAGAUGAUGCGGGUCAGAAGACACGUUUGGUUCGACGAGAGUGGAAUGAUUCACUUCCAACUGAUGCAGUUCUCGUUUUCGAUCUCUUCCUAGCUUACAUGGACGCACAACUCAAUUCGAAUUGUCUUGUUGGAGAUAACAGACUCGAUCAACCAUUCACCAGUCGUUUCUGUGUCAAGAGCCCAUGUAAGCCAAAUUCUGCUCAGAAAUCUCCGUUCAGCUUCUAUCUUUAUAUGGUCACUCAAUCCCCUCCACACUUUGAAUUCGUGCACAUUGAUGAGAAUGGAUAUGCUGUGAAAUGCAAUGUACUUCGCCAAACUUCCAAUCUCUUCCGUGCUAUCGCUCAAUUCGUUCAUUUUGUGAAAUACGAAAAUCAUGGAUACAUCGAUAGAACCUCGAUCGGACCAUCUGGAAUCAACAUGGUGGUUGUACUUGCUUAA